Molecule: messenger RNA, 1299 nt
Organism: Candida tropicalis MYA-3404
Lineage: Eukaryota; Fungi; Ascomycota; Pichiomycetes; Serinales; Debaryomycetaceae
Exons: 1
Coding region: 1-1299 (432 amino acids)
Molecular function (GO): FMN binding; NADPH dehydrogenase activity
Source: RefSeq, a predicted model, not a curated record
AUGACAGUUAGUACAUCAUUAUCAUUAACUAAUCUUUUUAAACCAAUAACAAUUGGUAAUGUCCAACUUGAACAUAGAGUUGUCCACGCUCCAACUUCUAGAAAGAGAUCAACAAAAGAUAAUUAUCCUACUGACUAUAUGAUUGACUAUUAUAAAUCACGAUCAAGAACACCUUCUUCUUUACUUAUUUUUGAAUCGUGUUUAAUAUCUGAAGAAACGGGCUUGAUUCCAUAUAAAUGUGGAUUAUGGAAUGAUAAACAUUGUCUUGCUUUGAAGAAAAUUGUUGAUGAAAUUCACGAGAAUAAUAGUUAUGUUAGUAUACAAAUUAUGGGAAAUGGUAGAGUUGCCAAUAUCCCACUUAUGAAAAGCAAAAAUUUGCCAAUUUUAGCACCAUCUGCAAACUAUGCCAAUGAAGCUAGCGAAAAAUUAGCUCAAGAGUUGGAUUACCCUGUCCAGGAAAUGUCAAUUGAACAAAUUCAUAAAGCACAAGAUGAUUUUGUCAAAGCUGCCAUUAAUUCUUUGAAUAUAGCUGGUUUUGACUUUGUUGAAUUACAUGGUACUUCUGGAUUUUUGAUUGAACAAUUCUUAUCUCCUUUAUCAAACAAAAGAACAGACGAAUACGGAGGUAAUGUUGCUAAUAGGGCAAGAUUUCUACUUGAGAUUGUUGAUAAAUUUAUCAAUCAUUCUGAAAUUGGUAGUGCAAAGACUGCAUUACGUAUUGCACCAUGGUAUAGUAUUAAUGGGAUGACCUAUCCUGAUGAAAACCCUGUUGAGAAUGGUAUGGCUUAUCAGUUUUCAGAAUAUAUUUUGCAACAAUUGGAACUUAGAAAGAACCAAGGUAAUGAAUUAGCAUAUGUUUCUAUUGUGGAACCAAGAGUUUCAGGAAAUGGGGACGUGGAGCUGUUUGGGAAUAAAAGUAAUAAUGAACUCAUUAAAAAUUGGUCUGGUAAAUUAGUUCGAACUGGUGGUUAUGCUACUAAUUUUGAUGUUACUAAUCCCCUAGCAAUCAAAUCUAAUAAUAUCAUCAAGGAUGACAAUGGUGAAAUUAUGCACUAUUCCAGUUUAAUACAGGAUGUAAAUAAUGACGAUAGAACAUUGAUUGGGUUCUCAAGAGCAUUCACCAGUAAUCCGGAUUUGAUUGACCGUUUAAAAAAUGACUGCAAAUUGGAGUAUUAUGAUCGUCCAACUUUUUAUACCCAAACUGGGGAAGGUUAUUUGACUUUUACAGAUCGAGAUGGAACUGUUAUUACUAAGUUCUCAGAAGAAGAGCUUAGUCAAGAAGGUAGGUCUUUAGCAUAG